UGUUGGCGGCUCAGAGCAGCGUAUUGUCGGCAUGUACCGCCAUCCAUCAAUGUCUUGGGAGCUUGCCAGUGGCAGUGUCUUUGGGCGCAUCAUGCAGCGUCCUUUUGACUCCAAUCUUGCCUUUCGCAAGUCACCCUGACUCGAGCAACCAUCCAUCUCUUAGGAGGCUCACGUCCCAGUAACAGCUUGUCACGCCGCAGUCGAUCGGUAUAAUACGGUAAGCCUCGUUGGCUCGCUCCUUCACUCAUCAACCUUCCUUACCCACCCCUUGUUUGCCACUCAAUGUCACCCGGUCGCGCGCUCGCACGAGCUAUGGGCCGCGUGCAAUCGCAGUCCGGGCGCUCAUGGAAUCAGUUCAUCCGCGCCAUCCUGCUCGUCUUCAAGCGCCUGCUCGAGAACCCGCAGGUCUCUGAGCUGCUGAGAUUCAUGUUCCUGGGGACCAUCGUCGAGACGAGUCGAGUCAUCGGCGCUAAGAUGGUUUCCACGGUCAACAGCUUCUUCCUCGUCAAAGCGUCCUUCAAGCAGGGGGAGCUCAGCUACGAAUGGGUCACGGCGUACCUCAACCACCACAAGGUGUGGAACCGGUCCCGCACGUUCCGCGUGAACGCGCGCAACGCCAAGGUCGUGGCGAACAGCGAAUUCGCGCUCGCGACCGGCGACGGGUACCCCGACAUCGUGUAUGAGCCGGACAACAGCGAGCCGGAACUGUUCUUCUGGCGCCGCCGGCACUGGAUCACGAUCAACAAGAUCGAGAACGAGGGCGCGUCGAGUCUGACGCUCCAGGUGUGGAGUCGGAAUCGGAAGGUCCUCGACGAGUUCGUGCAGGAGGCGCGCGCAUUCUACAAGACGUCGCCGGUGCCGCCGCCGCGGCAGGACUACGACUGGUCGCAGUCGCUCAUCAUCGCACACUUCAACCAGGCUGAUUUCAGCUUCGACUGGGUGCUCGACUACCUGCAGUCGUCGAACGUGAUGGCCGACGCAAACGAGUUCACCGUCUCGACGAAACAAAACGACGCCGGCUGGAACCGGGAGGAUCCGAAGAGCCUGGUCCGUUUCGUCCCGUCGUCGAACACGAAGCAGCGGCUCCGCUGGCGGGGCAUCUGGAUCCAGUGCGAGUUCGUCAUCGGGUACGAGGACGGCAACGGGCGCACCUCCGGCGGGUCGAUCAACCUAAUGAUCCACUCGUCCGAUCGCGACGUUCUCAAGCAGUUUGUCGAGGCUGCGAAGGAGCAUUACACCCAGGCGUCGAUCUCCAGGGUCACUGUCCAUCUGACGGACAAUUACGGCUCCUGGGCGCGCGCGGUCACGAAAAAUCGCAGGGGCUUCGCGACGCUCAUUUUACCGGAUGGGAUCAAGGAGAUGUUGCUGAAAGACGCGAAGGAGUUUCUCGCGAGCGAGGAGUGGUAUACGUUUGCCGGCGUCCCACACCGGAGGGGGUAUCUGCUCUAUGGGGAACCCGGCACCGGUAAAAGUUCAACCAUUCACGCUCUUGCUGGUGAACUCGGGUUGGAAAUCUACUUUAUCUCGUUGGCUUCACCGGGUAUCGACGACUAUUCGUUGGGACGUCUGAUUCGAGAUACCCCUUCGCGUUGCAUUCUGCUCCUCGAAGAUAUCGAUUGCGCGUUCCCCUCGCGUGAUGAGGACGACGACGACGACCCUUUGCUUGACUCGAAGGGCAAUCCCGUGCCGCGAGAGCCGAUACCCCCGCGGUCGCAAGUCACUCUUUCUGGACUGCUCAACGUUUUGGACUCGGUCGCGAGCGAAGAAGGGCGACUCGCAUUUGCAACAACCAACCACAUCGAGCAACUCGACCCGGCACUGAUCCGGCCGGGCCGCAUGGACGUGCGCGUCCAAUACGGGCUCGCGACGAGCGCCCAGAUCGAACAGAUGUUCGAGCGCUUCUUCCCGUACGACGAGGAGAUCAUACCCACGGACGACUUCGAGCCGCGUAUCGGGUGCUAUUUCGACCAAAAGACCGGCGAGCGUCUUUCGGCGUCAACACUGUCGGCGUGGGCGAAGGAGUUCGCGGGCCAGAUCCCCGCGGCGCGGUUCUCCAUCGCGCAGCUGCAGGGCUACCUGCUGAACGCGAAGCACGAUCCGCGGGCGGCAGUGGACGGCCUCCAGGCCUGGAUGGAGGAGCAGGAGCGACAGAAGAAGGAGCUCGAGGCCUUGAAGAAGAAAAAGCGGCGGGAGGCGGCGGCUAGACUUGAGGCGGAACGGUUGCUGGAGGAGAGGGAGGCUGCGGCUGGGAAUGCCAGCCAGUCUGCUCCGGAGGAGGAGCCCGUCGAGGUGCAGGCCGAGUAGAUCAGUGGGUUUGAUUCGGUGUGAGAUAGAGCAUGAUGUAUGUAUCAAUGGCCCCAUAAUAUACUGGCCAGCAGUCCAUUAGAGACACUCCGGAAUUGUUCACGAGUCAACUUCUCGCAGCUCGCUCAAACGAUCAGAGUCUCUGGAGAUUUUCA
This is a messenger RNA of Mycena citricolor, 2459 nucleotides long. The record is from the annotation of a GenBank genome assembly. Lineage: Eukaryota; Fungi; Basidiomycota; Agaricomycetes; Agaricales; Mycenaceae.